GCCGGUGAGAGCUGUGCUGCCUGCAAUGCCGGUGAGAGCUGUUCUGCCCGUUGCCCUGCUCCUCCUCGCGUUGCCGCGUCCCCCCGUGAGGGCCUGCCCGGCUUCCUGCCGCUGCCUGGAUGAUGCAGACAGAGUUCACUGCGAGGCCAAGAGCUUAACACGAGUUCCUCACUCCAUCCCUUUCAACACCAGAAGGUUGUUCCUGGAAUCCAACAAGAUAGCUGAAGUCACCAGUGGUGAUUUCGUAGGGUUGGGAAGCCUGACGCAACUGUACUUCACCGCUAACCACAUCACGCGGAUCGCGUACGGCGCCUUCAGCACUCUGUCUCGCCUGACGUAUCUUGACGUGAAGCACAACCGCAUGUCCGCCAUCCGCUCCGGCAUGUUUGUCGGCCUGACGUCGCUGAAGCGGCUGAUUCUGUCGUCCAACACGAUCCGCAACAUUGACGAUGGCGCCUUCAACGAUCUCACCAGCAUCGAGAACCUGGAUCUCUCCUAUAACGCCAUGUCCGUGGUGAACUCGGGCAUGUUCGUGGGGCUGCACAACCUGAAGAACUUGGACAUGAGCUUCAACAACAUCAGCAUCGUCAGGAGCAACACCUUCCGCCACCUGGUCAACCUGUCCUUCCUCAACCUCAACAACAACCGCCUCACCAACAUCAAGCCGAAGACUUUCGUCGGGUUGGAGGUUCUUGAUAACCUUCGCUUAGAGCAGAACAGGAUUGUCAAGAUCACAAACGGGGCUUUCCGGCCGCUGGAGAAGCUGUCGACGCUUAGCCUGCGGAGCAAUCGCCUAAAGACCGUCACAAGCGGCAUGCUGGACGGUCUGGAGAACUUAAACCAGCUGGAACUCUUCAUCAACAGGAUCAGCAGAGUUGAGGACGGCGCGUUCGGCCAUCUUGUGAACCUGCGGAUCCUGUGGUUGGACUGGAACAAGAUGAGCGAGGUCUCACCUCUGACCUUUUCUGGGCUGACCAAGCUGGACUCCCUGACUCUGAACAACAACAACCUGUCCCGGAUCCGCGCAGGCGUGUUUGACGCCCUCCCCAGCCUGACGAAAGUCCGCCUGACCUCCAACCCGUGGAACUGCAACUGCGGCCUUGUGGAGCUGUGGAACUGGAUGAAGGAUACAAACAUCACCUACAAGACGCCGAGAUGCGCCUCUCCCCCGGCCCUUAAAGACGUUCCCAUCGCGAACGUGAGUCUGGCGGAGUUCGACUGUGUGCCUACAGAGGCGCCUGACGUCACGACCCUCCCCACCGACUGGCACGGCGGGAACUCCACGUCCUCCGCACCGGGCGGGUUAGCCGCGCUGGGGGCGGGCAGAUGGGGGCUGGUGGGCCUGGUGGUCGUGUGGGCUGGGACUUUUAUUCCCUCACUCUAGAAACAUGUGCAGCACUGGAAUUCUAUACUUCUCGUGCAUUUCAAUAAACCCUGACUAUGAGAAUGGAGGAGACGCAGAGGGAGGCCAUGCACCAGGUGGAGAGACAACCUGCAGAAACACCUAGGUCCCACCUGGCCACAGACUGCGAGAUGCAAAAGAGUCUGGAGUAGUUCAAGGGAGGGGUUCCUCAGAGAGAGUGACAAUGUUCUGCCAUGAGAGGAAGAGACUAUAGCUAUAAAUCCCGUACUAUCUUACGUUUUCAGCUUUACAAAGAAGCAAGAAGAAUCGGAAUCCGCUAAACUACGACACUCCGUCGAUUUGAAGGACGGGCCUUUUUUGUUGAAGAUGUUCAUCAGGUUACGUAUGAAAACAAUUACUCCAAAUUUUUUUCAAGCAAUGACUGUUUUUUAGUCUCUUACUUUGUAUCUUAACUGUUCUUGUGCAUUGAAAAUGAUUUUUAUGUAACAGAUACAAAUUCGCCCUUGUACGUCUGCUGUACUGAUUUUUUAUCAAGACAGUCGUCUACUAUAUUAGUAGUCUCUACAACGUAACGGGUGCAAAUAACUGACAACCAAACAUGAUAGUUUAAACACCAACUGUCGCACGCAUCAGAUAUAUACGGCAUCGCAGACAGUGCAGACGCUGAGGUAAAUAAAGAUGAUUUAUUGAUUAAGAUUGUUGGUUGGUUGGUUGGUUGGCUGGUUGGCUGAUUGGUUGGUUGGUUGGUUGGUUGGUUGGUUGGUUGGUUGGUUGGUUCGCUGGCUUUAGCUUCGCACAUUCUGUGUGGUACAUUGUAGGUAAUAAGUCAAAGUAAAAUACCUCAUUGUCUGUUCUCAUCAAGACUACAAAUACCACCGUACACGAAGACAUCUUAUCUGUGAAUUCAUCGACAGUUUCACAAACGUUUCUCCUGAUUCCUUCUGACGCCCAACCAGACUUUAUAACCCCUAAUCUACUGCGGAGAUCUCAUCUUUCAUCUCCGCCAUUUGUCACCAGUACAUAAAGCCGUCAGCUGAGGCCUAUAACCUGGAACUGAUUACCAUUGAUCGUACAAGAACAUCGCGGACGGGUACAGAGGUUAAGUGUACCCGUAGACUAAUAGUGGACGUGCCGACUGAUUAGUAUCUAAUACCAGCUCAAAAAUGAACUAGAAACAGUCAUGCUUUCAAGUACCAUAGUUACCAACCUAGGAUUGAUGUGUUCAAAA
Molecule: messenger RNA, 2591 nt
Organism: Branchiostoma floridae (Florida lancelet)
Lineage: Eukaryota; Metazoa; Chordata; Leptocardii; Amphioxiformes; Branchiostomatidae
Product: leucine-rich repeat-containing protein 70-like
Exons: 2
Coding region: 26-1384 (452 amino acids)
Cellular component (GO): extracellular matrix
Molecular function (GO): protein binding
Source: RefSeq, a predicted model, not a curated record